Molecule: messenger RNA, 1164 nt
Organism: Ectocarpus sp. CCAP 1310/34
Lineage: Eukaryota; Phaeophyceae; Ectocarpales; Ectocarpaceae
Source: the annotation of a GenBank genome assembly
AUGGGAUGCGAAUACCACGACGGCAAAAAGGGGCAGUACUUCGAUGGCCACGACGACAAGAAGACCCUUGAAUACCCACACGACGAGUUCCUCCCGGCGCUGUUCGACACCCGCGACUACAUGGAGGUAUGGAUUCCGAUGGGCAAGGAUGAAGCGAUCGUCUGGGGUGUUGACGUCGAGACGGUGGAGGAGACCGAGCGCUUGCCGGAUGGUGGUGUCUGGGUUUGUGUCGAUGAUCUCGAGUCUGCGCUGGCAGACUUGCCCGAAGACCUGCAAGCCAGAGUGCAGAGAAAGAAAACCUACCCUGACGGGAGGUGGACCAUGCUUCUCUACCAGGACGAGAGCAUAUUUCGAGCCAACGACGACCAGAGGCGCGCGUGGUAUCGGGACGGCCAGCAUGUGCCCGUGAAGAAGUCACAAGGCCAGGGGAUCAUGGUGUCGGGGACGAUAAUCCACAACGUUGGCUUCUUCUCGGCGUCGCGGGCACAGAUCCAGGACGCGGAGCGCAACCGCAGGAAACGAUGCGCCGCCUCAGCUGCCGCGAAGCGACGGGGGGAAAACGUGAAGGUGGAGAAGUUCCGCCCCAUCGACAUGCUUCAUGAAGACGAGCAUGGACAGUACUGGUCCUACCACCUCUUCGAGUACGGCAAGAACAAGGAGGGAUACUGGACCGGGCUCAGGAUGCUGGACCACAUGUCAGACGUGCUCGACAUGUUCACAGUUCUCUACCCUGAGCACAAGCCUGUAGGCCUGUUCGACUGGUCGUCCUGUCAUGACUGCAUGGAGGUCGGCGCACCGUCGGUGAAGAGAAUGAACUUGGGUGUCGGUGGUGUGAGGAACGGAGAAGAGCUUGCGCCGAUGGACCCCGUGACCAUUCUCGAAGAUACCCCGAACCUCCCAGCCGGCACGGUACAGCACUUGGCGUUUCGGAGGGGGGACGAUCCCCCCUUCCACUCCCCGCAUCUCAAGCCGGCGCAAUACGUCGGAAAGUUGAAAGGAAUGCGGCAGAUUUUGUGGGAGAAGGGGCUCCUGGUCAAAGGCAUGAGUAAGAUGGGGGGCUCGGGCGAAAAGCAGGACCUCAGCAAAAGCAUGGAGCACGUUUUGGGAGAGCAGAAGGACUUCAAGGAAGUUGAUUCUAGUCUGGUGCUGUUGAUGCAGCGCCAC